This is a messenger RNA of Ixodes scapularis (black-legged tick), 462 nucleotides long. RefSeq lists its product as uncharacterized. The coding region runs from base 72 to 416 and encodes 114 amino acids. Lineage: Eukaryota; Metazoa; Arthropoda; Arachnida; Ixodida; Ixodidae. The record is from RefSeq and is a predicted model, not a curated record. The transcript is spliced from 6 exons.
CUACGACCAAAGGCCAGCUCUGUUUUAGACUCUUCGUUAUUUACUACGUAUAAAGUUCAACGAUAGUAAAGAUGAAGGUCACUUUUGUUGUAAUUGCCCUGGUGGCCAUGCUGGCCAUUACUGAAUCACUGACUUUCAGACGUCGGUCGCUCUCUGAAGAAGAUGAGAUGGAAGAGGUCAUUCGAGCCACUUGCCUUGUUCCUCUAAACCUUUCGCCCGAGGAAUCGGCCGCGAUGGAGAAAAUUUUGGAAAUGCAAGAUACCGAAGACAUGCCUUCAGCUGACAGCGAAGAGGAGCUCGACAAAUUUCUUGAGCAAGUGACGCCCAAUAAGGCCGUGGCGGAUUCCCUCAAGCCGAAAAUUGUCGCCUUCGUUAUGUGCGUUACAAGUGAAUUCCUCAAGGCUCUCGGGAAUUAGAGAGAAAAGCUUCUCCGGAUCAGGAUCUAACCUUGUGAAAAUUAAA